Plasmodium knowlesi strain H is the source of this 6036-nucleotide messenger RNA. Its product is annotated as SICAvar, type I. The transcript is spliced from 12 exons. Lineage: Eukaryota; Apicomplexa; Aconoidasida; Haemosporida; Plasmodiidae. The record is from RefSeq and is a predicted model, not a curated record. The coding region runs from base 1 to 6036 and encodes 2011 amino acids.
AUGACAGUACAACAGAGUUCAGGCAGCACUUCCAUGCUUGGGGAGUGGCUGAAGGUGCUCGUGGAGAAUAAUGGGAACAAUCAGAUUACUGCUGGGAAUUUUAAGGAGAAGUUGCGGAAGAAUUUAGAGGAUGAAUUUGAUGAAUUGGGCAAAUGGUUGGAGGCGCAGGAGUCCUGGGAAAUUGGGCGUAUGUGCGAUGAGGAUGGAACGUUCUCGCGCGUGGAUAAGGAGAGACUGCAGGGGAAGAAGAGCGGCAAGGUUCAGACAAUGUGGAGUGCCUACCUGCCAGUAAUAUGUAACGGGAUAGCUGAGAUAAGAUAUUUCAUGGCUGGCGUAAAAACCCAGAGGACGGGGGCAAAUGCGGAUUCGGAUAUUACACCAAAGAUUGAACACCUCACCGAUGAUAAUGCUUAUGCACGUUGUAUUGUAGGUAUGUUAGCUCUAUCCGAAAUUUAUGGGGAUCAUUGUCAUUUGGACAAAGUUAUUCAGGACGUAUCGUCUAAAGUGGAACGGAAGUUGCGGGAGACGCACAAGGGUGCAUCUGAGAACUUGGAUAAAUGCAAAGAAAUUACUGACACCGCCUUAAUGUUCGGUAGAGCUCUUCUCCAAGAUAAAAUCAGACGUUGGAGGGAUGAAUAUAGGACGAAGGGGGGGAGUGGCAGUCAAUGGAGGUUACAGAAACUAUGGGUCAAGAGGAAUGUGCGCUGUAAGGCCGGAAACUCAGAGCCACAGAGGAGGAAGAUAUAUUUGGAGCAGAAUAAGAGCGAAUUAACAAAAUUCCUGAAUCUGAACGACGACGCCAAGGAUGGUACCGGAAUGCCCGCCAUAGCAGAUAUACUAGCAGACAGUGAUGGAAAGUACAACUUACCCGACGGCAAAUUAAAUACCAUACUUGCACCACUAGUUAAUAAUGCAGGAACCGGCCAAUCUUCAAAUGUGGACGACCUUAUAAAGUCGGCAAUAGAGGAUAUAAAAAUAGCAACUGACGUACAAUUAGGCAAGCCGUGUGAUGACAGUGACUUUUGCGCACGUCUGAAAUGUGUAAAGGAAAAAUGGGAGAAGAACAACCAGAUAGUCCAAGCUGGGGCGGUUCAAUCGGGGAAUUUUUGGGACAUCUAUGUCAAGGGGAAAGUUGGAGAACUCUUCAUUGAUACGACUACUAGUAACGGUGGCACCGUAGGUGCCAAUUGCGACACCACUGCAGGCUUAGAUACUGCAAAUAAAGAAGCAUGCAAACACAUUACAGCAUUGUUGAAUAAGAUGUACAAAACAACAAAUGGCCCUAACAAAUAUUCUGACCAAAUAAUACAAUGUCUUUUAUUAAAAGCAUAUGCAAAAAAAUUAAAAGAAGAAGCCAAGAGCAAAGGGUAUUGUGAUAUAGGAAGUGGUUUGCAGAAAGCUUUCAAUGAAAGUAGUGCCAUUAUGAAUACGUCAGGUGAAUGUGGAAAUGCUAAUGCCAAUAAUUGUUUUGAAUGUAGUUGGAACGAUAAUGACGGACUUGAUCAGUGCACCAUUCGCAAUGGCAACGGCGAAAAUGACCAAGUGAAGAACAAAGUGGAUCAAUUGUUAGAAGACAACAACCAAACGAAGCAGGAACAAAUACAGAAAACCGUGACUGAGAUGCAUAAUAAAAAUAACUUCUGUGAACGCUUAAAAUGUGUAACGGAACGAUGGUGGAAGGACGAAGAAAAUGGCGGGAAGAACGGUUCACCAGUUAACUGGGAACAAGUGUGGACCGAAGUCCAGAAGGACGUUGUCCAACCACUUGGCAGCGCCAUGUAUGACAGUCAGAACAGCAGUUUAGACAAUCAUUGCAGUACCCAGGACUACAAUAACAAAGAAGUAUGCCUCCUCUUCGGGGCAGGACUGAGGCAUCUGUACAGAAAUACAAAAGAUAACGGCAACCCUGCCGAAGCAUCGUUCAAACGAACCAUGAUGUGCGCAGCAUUGAAUGUCUAUGCCGAUCAGUUGAUUGAAAAGUCGAAUGAUAAAUGUCCUAUUGGUGAGGACACAAUAAAAAAAAUGUUUACUGUAGGGAAUAACCAAAAAACUGAAUGGUGUAAGACGGGGGGUAAUAAUAAUGAUUGCUUUGAAUGUAAGAGGGAAGCAAAAUUGAAUUGCCCAAUAAACAGUGAUAAAGUGGAAACCAAAUUGAAAGAUAUGUUUGACAAGGAAGAAACUGGACUGAAGAAAUCUUUGGACAAUAUAUGUGGUGGUCAAUGUGAAGACACAGAGGUUUUGUGUAAUCGUGCAGAAUGUGUGAAGAAGCAGUGGCUUGCAGACAGUGGAAAAAAACAAACGGUGGAUACAGAGAAGAAUGAAAUGUGGACCGAAGUCGAAAAGGAAUUCACCAACCUUGACAGCGCCCUGUCUACCAAUGGGGUCACCGACACCGACAUAGACAAUCUGUGCAAUGAGGUUAAAUGUACCAACGAUGGUAAUGCAGAGCAUUGUGUAAGCAAAGCAACAUGCAAACUUAUUGUUAAAGAAUUGAAGAACAUACAUACAAUUCAGGAAAGUAGUUCUGAUACGGGGCCACGCAAAUUGAAUGACCGAAUAUUUCGUUCUACCAUGCGUUGUGUAGCACUCAAUGCAUUGAUAUACCAAUUAAAGGAACAGGCAAAACAGGGUGGUUAUGGUUGUGCUGUACAGGAAGGAAUAAAUAAGGCCUUUGAUGCAGGGAAGCUGAAGAAUAAUCGCGAAAAGUGGUGUAAUAAGAAUGGUAAAGGGGAUGGGAAUGAGAAGGGUUCAUGUGAGGAAUGUGGAAAGGACCAUGAGUGCAUCAGUAUUGAAGUGGGGGGAAAGAAGCUAUGGACCGAAGUGUGGGGUAUUUUGAAGACCACCAACAUACAACCAACAUUAUCCACAAUAAAUGAUAAAGCCACUUUAUGUGAUCGUCUACACUGUGCUCUAGACCACUGGAAGACAACAACAAAAGCAGGACAGGCAUCAGCAGGCAACGACGAAGAAUUUUGGAAAGAGAAUGGCCCCAUGAGGACAUUGUGGAAUGAAUUAGCAGAGAAAAUGAAGGAGAAUGGCGGAUCAGGGAAUGGACAAUGUGAUCAAUUGACAACUCAUUCUGAAAAGACGGCAUGCAAGUAUUUGCAUGCCGGCUUCACCGAACUGUACAAUCCGUCGUCGUCGUCGUCAGACGACGACGGCAACAUCCUAUCUACGAAACACCCAUCGUUUAGACAAACGAUGGGUUGUUUUUUACUUCACGCUUAUGCAAAACACAUGAAAGACAAAGCUGUUUGUAAUAUUGAUAAAGGAAUAGAAAAAGCUUUCGAACUUGGGGAGAAGCUCAGUAGUAGUACUGCUUGCAAUGGUGGUGCCAGUGGCAAGGGACCUUGUGUCCCUUGCCAAUGGAAUGAAAAAGACAAAUUGGACGGUUGCCUUGGUGCAAUUAACAUAAAGGGCACAACUCCAGCAGAGACUGCAAAGAAGAAAGUGGAAAAAAUUGUCACUGACGAGAGCGACAACAACAUUAGUACAAUGCUAUCUAACAUAAAUAAAAGGGAUAAAUUAUGUGACCAUAUGAAAUGUAUAGCAUCCCAUUUAAAUUCCUCUACCGGACAAAAACAAUCGGGUACAACUGCGGAUGAAUUCUGGAAGGAGGAGACUGGCGAGCUCCAUAAGUUGUGGAAAGAAUUGGCAGACGCCAUGAAGGACACAAAUGGCAAAACGGAUCAGAAUGGAUGUGAUAAAAUGAAUGAUAAUGGCACCGCAGGUGCCAAGACUAGACCAGCAACUGACCCUGAAAAAAGGGCAUGCCAACAUCUUACAUUAGGUUUCACCAAACUAGAGAGCAUUGCUGCGUCUAAUGGAGCUGCUUACCCAACCCUGAAGAAAGACCCAUCGUUUGUCCGAACGAUGGGUUGUAUAUUACUUCAUUAUUAUGCAAAACAAAUGGAAAAAAAAUCGACUUGUGUUAUUAAUGCUGGUAUAGAGAAGGCAUUUAAGGCAUGGAAUGAUAAUAAAUCUAAUUGCAAUGGCAAUGGCAAGGAACCUUGUGUUCCUUGCCAAUGGCAAGAAGCCGACUAUGAAAGUUGCGAAAUUAACGUCAAUGGCACGAAAGAGAAUGCAAAAGACAAAUUAAUACAAGUUCAGGACAAAAUUACGGAAACCUCCAAUACCACCCUAACGGAAAUAAAUAAAAUGGAUAAGUUAUGCGAUUACAUUAAAUGCGCCGCACCAAAUUGGUUCAAACAAUACGCAACGACGCAGAAUGGUACUAAUAAGAAGACUUGGUGUGACUUCUGGGAGCAGGGCGUCAAAACAACAUUGCAAACAAUGUUCAAGGAAAUCGGGACGCAGGGACAGAGCAGUGCAACCAACCCUAAUGCUGUAUGUAAUAAAUUUGGUGAUGGUAAUCCACAAAGUGUUGAAAGAAAAGCUUGUAAUCAUAUCACAGCAGGUUUAGAACACAUUAAAAAAAUUACAAGUAGUACCUCUUCGACUAAUGGUAGUGGCAACCAACUGCUCGAUGGAGCAGUUGGUUGUAUUGCUCUUAACAUGUACGCAACUAAAAUAAAAGAACAAACGGACAAAGUUUGUCCCAUUGAUGAGAACAAAAUAAAGGCAAUGUUCGAUAAAUGGAAUCAAGAAAAUAAUAAAAUUUCUUCGUCUUCGUCUUCGUGUAAUGCUGUUGGUGGUGGUAGUUAUAAUAUUUGUUUUAAGUGUCAAAGGGAGGAAAUUUCUGCUGAUUGUCAGCUGAGCGUCGAAGACGCUCUGGUGGGAAAAAAUCAAAGUGGAAAUUGCAAUAAAGACAAAACUGACGCAGUUAAAGUCCAAACUCAAAUGAAAAAACUCCUCAACGAAGACCAAUCCAACAUUAACACCAAAAUAAAAUCCACCUUAACUACUAUCACUAACAUGUCCUCUUCUUUCUGUACUCAACUCCAAUGCGCAGCAAAAAAAUACCACGCAAAAAACAAUGGUGGACAAAGCAGCGAUGUGUCUUGGAAUGCCUUGAAGACUGACAUCGGAAAGGAAUUAGCACAACUUCUAGAACAAAUGAUGCAGUCUAAAAAUCAGGCGAAGGUUGCCGACUUCUGCAAAGACAACAAUUGGUAUACUUUAGGCCAUAAACAAAGCAAAACAAAUAAAGCAGCUUGUUUGCUUUUUGCUGCAGGACUGCAGCACAUUUAUUCCCCAAAGAAGGAUCGGUUUAGUGGCCCAUCGUUUGGACAAACGAUGGGUUGUUUAUUUCUUAAAAAGUAUGCAGAACAAUUGCAAAAAAUGGCAGAAGAGAAGAGAAAAGGACAGAGUUGGGUACAUCCUCUCUGUAGCAUAAAGGAGGGCAUAAAUCACGCUUUCGGUAAGAGUGAUGACAUUAUGAGGAAUGUAUUAACUCAAUGCAAGAAUGGUACUAAUGGUAUUUCUUGUUUUGAAUGCAAAAUUGACCAAGAUUAUGAUGAUUGCUCCAUUGGCAAAGAAAAUGUAAAUACCAAAGUGGAACCACUGCUCAAAGAGAAGAGCGACUCAAUGCAACAGACAUUAGAGAAUACAAUCUGUCCCAUCCUUCCUACGGAUCUCCUUACCCCUUUUCUUCCAUUGGCUCCUGUCUCCAUUGGCCUCUCUGUUAUGGCUUAUUACCUUUGGAAGUAUUUUGGUCCUCUUGGUAAAGGAGGACCACGUUUCAGAAGAUCUCCUGGUGAAAUUCCUGGUCCAUCAGUACAGGAACAAGUCCUCGAUCAUGUGGAAGAAGCUGGUCCACAUGAAUAUCGAUUGGUGAAGGAACGAAAACCUCGUUCUGCUCCAACGAGAACGAAACGUUCUGGUUCCGUGAAUCGCCGCACGAUUAUUGAAAUUCAUUUUGAAGUGUUGGAUGAAUGUCAAAAAGGGGACACACAAUUGAACCAGAAGGAUUUUCUUGAACUUUUGGUUAAAGAGUUCAUGGGAUCCGAAUUAAUGGAAGAAGAACAGGUUUCUAAGGAAGAAGUUCUUAUGGAAGGUGUUCCUUUGGAACAAGUUCCCAUUGAAGAGGUUCCAAUGGAACGUGUUCCAAAUUUAGGUUCCGGGUUUAUGGUUUAG